Parnassius apollo (apollo) is the source of this 570-nucleotide messenger RNA. The record is from the annotation of a GenBank genome assembly. Lineage: Eukaryota; Metazoa; Arthropoda; Insecta; Lepidoptera; Papilionidae.
AUGGCACAGAAAGGAACGCGCAUAGGACCGCUGCCUGGGGGUCGCUGGGGCGCGUCUGGAGCUGGCGCUGGACGCGGCAGCAUGCGGGCCGCCAGCCGAGCGCGAGGAGCUGCACGAUCACCUAGCAGCCCCUCGCAUCCAUCAUCCCCACCAGAAGGCUUGGUGUCGGCUGGGUCUUCUAGGACCCAGCAAGCGGCACCCGCCGCUGGUGGAGCACGUCGCAUGCGUUGGACAAAAUCCAUGAACGAAAACGCAUUGCGGGCGUACUAUAGGGCGAAAGGGGAAGAAACUGUGGGAAUAGCGUAUAGGUCUCGGUGCAUUGCUUUUUUGCUGAGCUGGAGCCGUCUAUCUCCGUCACGGAACAAAACCUGGCAGACCGAGUUCGGUACAUCAUGCGCUCGAAAAUAUUUGAUGAUGCCGAACUCGAACGACUACGACGUGAGGCUAUUCCGUCGUCGAAUUAAUCGGCUAUGGCUGGAGAUGCAGCUCCACAUUCGACAGACCAGCAUCCACACGUGGAAGCCGCCAUGGAUCUUCCAGUUGUGGUUGAUUCGAACGACGAUGAAAUAG